Messenger RNA from Salvelinus namaycush (lake trout), 2300 nucleotides. RefSeq names its product E3 ubiquitin-protein ligase HERC2-like. Lineage: Eukaryota; Metazoa; Chordata; Actinopteri; Salmoniformes; Salmonidae. Bases 91 to 903 code for a protein of 270 amino acids. The transcript is spliced from 7 exons. The record is from RefSeq and is a predicted model, not a curated record. Gene Ontology annotation, molecular function: ubiquitin-protein transferase activity.
UUCUUAGGAGUGCUCCUGGGCAUAGCCAUCCGUACUGGAUCUCCUCUCAGUCUCAACCUGGCUGAACCUGUCUGGAAACAGCUGGCUGGGAUGAACCUCACCAUCGCUGACCUUAGUGAGGUGGAUAAAGACUUCAUCCCUGGCCUGAUGUACAUCAGAGACAACGAGGCCACGACUGAGGAGUUUGAGGGCAUGACUCUCCCCUUCACAGUCCCUAACGCCAGCGGACAGGACAUUCAGCUCAGCUCUAAAUACUCCCACAUCACCCUGGAGAACAGGGCCGAGUACGUCCGCCUCGCCAUCAACUACAGGCUCCAUGAGUUUGAUGAGCAGGUGUCAGCUGUGAGGGAAGGGAUGGCUCGGGUCGUACCUGUCCCUCUGCUCUCCCUCUUCACUGGAUAUGAGCUAGAGACAAUGGUGUGUGGUAGUCCAGACAUCCCCCUCCACCUGUUGAAGUCAGUAGCCACCUAUAAAGGUGUGGAGCCUACCUCUCCUCUCAUCCACUGGUUCUGGGAGGUCAUGGAGUCCUUCUCCAACACAGAGCGAUCUCUGUUUCUGCGCUUCGUCUGGGGACGGACACGCCUCCCACGCACCAUCGCUGACUUCAGGGGACGAGACUUCGUUGUCCAGGUGCUGGAUAAGUACAACCCUCCGGACCACUUCCUGCCAGAGUCCUACACCUGUUUCUUUCUCCUCAAGCUGCCCAGGUAUUCCUGUAAGCAGGUACUGGAGGAGAAGCUGAAAUAUGCCAUCCACUUCUGUAAGAGUAUUGAUACAGACGACUACGCCAGAAUCGCUCUGACCGGAGAACCCACUGCGGAUAACAGCUCUGAAGACUCAGACAACGAGGACGCAGACUCCUUCGCCUCCGACUCCACGCAGGACUACCUGACAGGCCACUGACCUCUAACCCCUGAUCCAGCUUCUCUGACUCCACGCAGGACUACCUGACAGGCCACUGACCCCUGACCCCUGAUCCAGCUUGUCUGACUCCACGCAGGACUACCUGACAGGCCACUGACCUCUAACCCCUGAUCCAGCUUCUCUGACUCCACGCAGGACUACCUGACAGGCCACUGACCCCUGACCCCUGAUCCAGCUUGUCUGACUCCACGCAGGACUACCUGACAGGCCACUGACCCCUGACCUCUAACCCCUGAUCCAGCUUCUCUGACUCCACGCAGGACUACCUGACAGGCCACUGACCUCUAACCCCUGAUCCAGCUUCUCUGACUCCACGCAGGACUACCUGACAGGCCACUGACCUCUAACCCCUGAUCCAGCUUCUCUGACUCCACGCAGGACUACCUGACAGGCCACUGACCCGUAUAACCCCUUCCUACGACCCCUGACUCCAGGAGCCUAAGGGUGAGCAGGGAAGGGCCCGUAUUAAAAGCUGAGCUGUAAAAUCGGAAUGAAAGAUAUGUCUGUGUUAGUUAAUCACCUAUGAAUACAUCAUUACAUACCUGCAUUCUACUAAGACUAAACCUGAUGUGAAAAAACAAUAUAUAAUGUUCAAUGUGCUUUAAGAGAAGAAGAGACAGACAGUGGAAUCUCAAAUGACACCCUAUUUCUUAUCUAGCAGCUCCCGGGUCCGGUACACUACGUAGGGAAUAGGAUGUCAUCUGGGAGAGACAGGAAGUGAGCGUUGAGAUGCUACACACGUUGUUGUGUUGACGUUACAGCUGUAGGUGUUACAGAGAACAGGCUGUGGACCGCCAUUCACAUCAACGAUGGCAUAACGGCCACACCGACUGGCAGUCCUGUGUCUAUAGGUUCUAUAUCUGUGGCGCCCUGUGCUACAACUGUGACUAAUUACAGAACCUGUCUGUCUCUAGUUUGUUGUACAGUAAACUGAUGUGACAAAAUGAGUAGUAUUAUUUAGUUAUUGUUUUGGGUAAUAAUAGUAGUUUCUUUUUAUAGGAACAUUUUUAACAAAACAAUUGGCAGUUCUACAGUUGACGUUGUGUCAAUCAGAAGAGAAGAGAGCCAAGUGAAGGGUGACUUAAAUGUGCGUUCCAAAUGGCACACCAUUCACUAAAUUGUGCACUACUAUACCAUAGGGCACUGGUCAAAUGUAGUGCACUACUAUACCAUAGAGUACUGGUCAAAUGUAGUGCACUACUAUACCAUAGGGCACUGGUCAAAUGUAGUGCACUACUAUACCAUAGGGCUGCCAUUUUACGCAUCUUUGAAUGUGUGUCCUGUCUCUCUACCCCUCCUGUGUCCUGUCUCUCUCUCUACCCCUCCUGACUGUGUCCUGUCUCUCUCUCUACCCCUCCUGACUGUGUCCUGUCUCU